GGGAGAAUUCAAAGAAGUUUUGUAUAAAUAAAAUUAAUUAGUGGUAUUUGUUUAUAUAUAAAAAAAUAUGAACGCUAAUUUCGGUUCAUUGUUAUGGGUAUCAAUUUUAACAAAAUAAAUGCAUCAACUGUAUUUUGUGUAAUAGGGUAGAUUAGGGUGGAAUUCAAUAGGGAUCUAUCUGCAAAAUGGCAGACCAAGGCCAUUCCUCAAGCCAGGGAAACAACAGGCCCAGUUUCUUUGACAAACUAGAUUUUCAAACAAAUAAUACUGAUAUGAGUACAGAAAAAAGACGUCAAUUGAAACUCAAUUUUCCUUCAGGCCCUUCUGGGGGAUUAGUAUUUCCACAACCACAGGCUCAAAUGCCUGUAGCUUCAAAUUGUUUUCCAGGUUUACCUAAUAGUAGUCCACAGGCAUUUAUGAAAAUGAGUAACGAUACUUCUGUUAGACAAAAACCUUCUUUAGGAAGAUUGCCUAAAAAUAAUCAAGAUUUCAUUCAGGAAAAAACACGAUUUGGUCCAACUGAGCAUAAGAAAAUAAGGGAACGUUUGAAAAUGUGCCAAGGUCUACAAUCUUCUGGAAAAUUGCAAUUGGCACCCGGAAAGACAUACGAUUUUACAUCUGAAGAUCUGCAGGACCUUGGAGAGAUAGGUCGUGGGGCAUUCGGAGCUGUAAAUAAAAUGGUGUAUCGUAAAACUGAUACAGUAAUGGCCGUUAAAAGAAUAAGGUCUACAGUUGACGAACGAGAACAAAAACAGUUACUUAUGGACCUUGAAGUUGUUAUGAGGUCUAAUGAAUGUCCAUGUAUAGUUCAGUUUUAUGGAGCUUUAUUCAAAGAGGGAGACUGUUGGAUAUGCAUGGAGUUAAUGGACACAUCAUUAGAUAAAUUCUACAAGUUUAUUUAUGAUAGAUUACAUGAAACAAUUCCAGAGACAAUUUUGGCAAAAAUCACAGUUGCUACGGUAAAAGCUUUGAACUAUUUAAAAGAGAAAUUAAAGAUCAUUCACAGGGAUGUGAAACCAAGCAAUAUUCUCUUGGAUAAAUCUGGCGAUAUAAAAUUAUGUGACUUUGGAAUAUCAGGGCAACUUGUUGAUUCAAUAGCACAGACCAGAGAUGCUGGUUGUAGACCAUACAUGGCACCCGAGCGUAUAGAUCCCCAACGAGGAAGAGGAUAUGAUGUUCGAAGUGACGUGUGGUCCUUAGGAAUCACGUUAAUGGAAGUUGCCACUGGUAGAUUUCCGUACCCUAAAUGGAAUUCAGUGUUUGAGCAGCUUUAUCAAGUUGUACAAGGAGAUCCACCAAGACUUACUCUUGAACACAAUGGAAAUUAUUUUACUCGUGAAUUUGUUACAUUUGUUAAUACUUGCUUGAUUAAAGAAGAAAAUCAGAGACCUAAAUACAAUAAAUUAUUGGAACAUCCAUUCAUUAAGCAAGGAGAGCAAAGUACUACUGAUGUAGCUUCGUAUGUGAGUGGAAUUUUGGAUGCUAUGGCUAAUAAUGGUGUGACGCAAUUCACAGCCGAUGAACCAGCACAGAAUUGGGCAGAAGGAAAACCUUGUAUCUCCUCGCGACGAUAAGCUCCGUGCUGUGCCUGACCUACGCAGCUCCCGGAUUUUCCCAUGGUGACUUUGGCCACCUCUCCGGCGGAUACGGCCACGAGGACUUUGGCGGUGGUUCUUCCGGCGGAUUCGAAGGCGGACACGGCUUUGG
Messenger RNA from Ctenocephalides felis (cat flea), 1707 nucleotides. RefSeq names its product dual specificity mitogen-activated protein kinase kinase 4-like. Gene Ontology annotation, biological process: protein phosphorylation; MAPK cascade. The record is from RefSeq and is a predicted model, not a curated record. Gene Ontology annotation, molecular function: ATP binding; JUN kinase kinase activity. Lineage: Eukaryota; Metazoa; Arthropoda; Insecta; Siphonaptera; Pulicidae. The coding region runs from base 186 to 1574 and encodes 462 amino acids. The transcript has 9 exons.